GCCUAGAUGACCUUGACGCAUUUUGGUGGGUAUACGAAAAUAAUUGAGUGAAGAACGUAUUCAGGAGGAAACUGAUUCGCUUCUGGGUGUCUUAUGCUACGAACUUUUUAUCGUAGCUUCGUAAACAUGAACAGUCAACUAAAAAUCAGUCAUAUGAGAAUCCCAUAUAGAAAGUCAGAUGAUACUUUUGAUAUCAUAGAUAUAAGCCAAAAGGACCCCUACUUUUAUUCAAGACUUGGUUUGAAGAAGCUGUUCAGUGUGGGCAUGUUUAUGAACCAAAUGCGAUGGCUCUCGCAACAUGCAGCAAGGAAUGCAUUCCGAGUGUACGGUUCGUUCUAUUAAAAGAGUUGGAUGAAAAUGGAUUUCAUUUUUUCACUAACUAUGAAAGUAGAAAAGCUCAAGAGCUAGACAGUAACCCAAAUGCCAGUCUUCUAUUUUACUGGGAAUUUCUCAAACGUCAGGUGCGUGUAGAGGGUACAGUCACACGAUCUUCAGAUUUUGAGAGCGAAGAAUACUUUAAAAGUCGUUCGAAAGCCAGCCAAAUCUCAGCAACAGUUAGUCAACAAAGUCAAGUGGUUCCUAAUCGUGAAUUUUUAGACAAGAAAUAUACAGAACUAGAAAAUGAAUAUGCUGAUAAAGAUAAACUUCCCAAACCUUCAAACUGGGGGGGAUACAUUCUAUUUCCAAAAUCCAUAGAGUUUUGGCAAGGUCAAACAAACAGACUACAUGAUCGUAUCAGAUUUCGUCGUUCCGAUCAAAUUACAGAUAAAAGUGAUAAUGGUUGGGUAUGUGAACGACUAGCUCCAUGAUAAUUUAUUUAUAUCAACUUACAUCUACUUAGUGUAAUUACAUGAAUAGCUUACUUUUAAUAUUUUGCAACUUUUUAUGUGGUGUAAUAAAUGUAUAUGUCGACUG
This is a messenger RNA of Heterobilharzia americana, 915 nucleotides long. The record is from the annotation of a GenBank genome assembly. Lineage: Eukaryota; Metazoa; Platyhelminthes; Trematoda; Strigeidida; Schistosomatidae.